CAAUUUUUUGCAGCAGAAGAGGAAGGAAUAAGGAAGAAGAAGAAGACGGAGAAAGAUGUUUUAUUCACAAUCAUUUCUGGCAAGAAAAGGGCCCUUAGGGACUGUUUGGUGCGCAGCACAUUUACAGCACAAGCUCAAGAAAUCUCACUACACCUCCACUAGCAUCAAAGAUACAGUUGACCUGAUUCUGGUUCCUCAGGUUCCUAUUGCUCUAAGGAUGUCAGGCCAUCUUCUACUAGGUGUUGUCCGUAUUUAUUCCAAGCAAGUUGACUAUUUUUAUCAAGAUUGCAAUGUCGCAUUGGUGGAAAUACUCAAGGCAUUUUCUUCUGUAAAUACAAAUAUCAAUCUGCCAGAGGGUGCAACUCAAGCACCAUAUCACUCUAUCACUCUGCCUGAAACACUUGCACUUGAUAAAAUUGACCUGGAAGAUUAUUCUGAUCUGGAGAGGUCUGAGGAUGAUCAUCGUGGAAGACGAGAGGAAAUCACACUUGAAGACCAAGAGCCAACAGGAAGAGAUCCACAUGAACCCACUAGAUUCACUGAGGAUGUGGGGAGGGGUUCUCCAGAUUUGGAAGAGACUACAGUGUCUGGGCUCAAGCCCGUGGAGGAAGAUUCUCGUCCUUCGGUUCCAGAGGACAUUACAGUAGUGAUUGGAGAUCCUUCUCCCAGCAAUCAGGGAGGAUUGAAUGAAAAACCUGGAAGAGAUAGUACCACUCAGGAGCUCCCAGAUAUUGAAGUCAUGCGUGAUGCUGUACAUGACUUUCGAAUGGAAGAUGCUCCUGUAUGGCCAGAUCAAGGCUAUGAUGUGGAACUUGACAGAGUGCUGGAGGAGCAGAUCAUGAAACUUACUGAAGCCAGCAGUCCAGUGGUGGAGGAAAUAUUGGUUUCUGGAGGUCCUACUAUGCCAUUACCUCAAGCUGAAGAACCUCAAUGUGUUGCUUCAGAGCAGGCCCAUGAAAAUUUUAAUCUAGACAUUCCCUUCGGGCAUGCAUCACCUGGACUAGCAAUUCGAUCAACACCUCCAGUUGAGCAGCCAAGAGCAAAGCAGAGAAAAAAAAGGAGCAGGGAUUUUUAUGAUGAACAAACUGUACUGACUAACAAGUCUAUGAAGAAGGCGCUAGAAGAUUCCAGUGAUUUGCUAAGAAAAAAAAGGGAUUGUCCUUCUUCUAAUUUGGACAUGUGGAAGUCACAGAAGAGAUUGAAAAAGGACAGAGUCUUUCUUGAGCCUUUAAUAACUGGAUUAUCGGCCGACCUGGUUAGCAUUUACAAGAAAGAAGUUAUUUCUUCGAAACCUCACUUAGUUGGCUCAGAGGAACCUCAUCUCCAGCCUAGAGAUGCACAAAUACCGACACCUGGGGGUGACAAAGAAAUGGAAAUUGAAAAUCUACGCAACUAUGUAGGUCCUUCUGGUGGCAAUGAGAUGUUUAAUAUCUUGCCUUCCCCUAAUAGAUUUAUUUCAUCUCCUACGAUGUCCAUGGCUUCUCCGAUCAGAAGAGGCGAAUCCACACCGGCCACUACAAAUUUUGGUUCAGAGCCGGAUCGGUUAGAAACAACUAUUGGCACUGAUGUACAGACUACCCCAGAUUUAGCAGCAUCUAGUGGACCUUUUGGUUCGGACAUGGAAACUCCAGCAACUCUUUUAGGCGGGGCACUAGGAGUGGAGAACACUGUUCUUUCUGAUAUCCCCGAGAUGCUAAAUUCUGCUGGGGACUUGAGCUUCCUAGAACAAGAUGAAAAAACUCCUGGUGGGACUCCAAGAACUCCAGAAUCAGAUCACUUGACAAGAAAACAAAUGGGAACCCCGGAGUUUGACAUAUUGUCAGCAAGGACAAGAGCUGUGGCCCAAUAUUUGAGAAGGCAGUCAUCAGUAGCCACCAACUCUGAAGAAUUGUCUGGAAUUCUGAGCUUGAACUCAAUAUUGGAAGGCAAGACCAGAAAAAUAAGUGCUCGGAUGUUUUUUGAAACACUAGUUUUAAAAAAUUAUGCACUUGUAGACGUUAACCAAGAAGAACCUUAUAGUGAUAUUGCUUUGAAGGUGACUUCAAAACUCAUAAAGGAAAAAUUUCCGAGCUAAUUGUGCCAGGCAGAUGUUCAUCCACAGAUAUUGGAUUGUCUCAAGCUGAUGAAGCACAUUCCUGUGAACUUAAUGAAGAGUUUGAUACUUGCCCAAAAUCUUGGCAUGCAGCAGAUGUGCAGAGGAAAUGAGAUGUAAUCGGUUGAGUACUGCUAGUCCGAGGGUGAGGAUGGUUGCUGCAACUUGGCAUCUGAAGGAGAGCUUGUAUGGGCUGCUUGGCUUGCAACAUUUUAUGGCUCUGCUAUUCUAAGAUAUUAGCUUCUUGCCUUUUCUGUGUAUAUUAUCAAUAAGUUUUGUCCGAGGGAUGACUGCUGGUUAUUAGGACAAAUUUUUGUAUAUAGAGGUAAUUAUGAGAAA
Molecule: messenger RNA, 2431 nt
Organism: Coffea eugenioides
Lineage: Eukaryota; Viridiplantae; Streptophyta; Magnoliopsida; Gentianales; Rubiaceae
Product: sister chromatid cohesion 1 protein 3
Exons: 14
Coding region: 56-2074 (672 amino acids)
Biological process (GO): mitotic sister chromatid cohesion; replication-born double-strand break repair via sister chromatid exchange; synaptonemal complex assembly
Cellular component (GO): synaptonemal complex; cohesin complex
Molecular function (GO): protein binding; chromatin binding
Source: RefSeq, a predicted model, not a curated record